Molecule: messenger RNA, 2604 nt
Organism: Mycotypha africana
Lineage: Eukaryota; Fungi; Mucoromycota; Mucoromycetes; Mucorales; Mycotyphaceae
Exons: 3
Coding region: 291-2204 (637 amino acids)
Biological process (GO): regulation of DNA-templated transcription
Cellular component (GO): cytoplasm; Ino80 complex
Source: RefSeq, a predicted model, not a curated record
UACAACUCUUGUAUCUAUUAAUUAGGUUCAAGCCAGUGUAGGGCUGGUUGGGCUACAGAAACAUUACCAUUCCGUAAGCUCAAUAUACAACGACUUAUGCUUAGGCAAAGUUUACUCAUGUGUUGCUGCUCUGCUCUCUAGUCAUUUUCGAUAAUAUUGUGUCGAAGUAUAGGGAUCGUCGAUUGAAUGAAAGUAUUCUGGCAGUUGGUUAUGAUGCAUUAGCAGAUCCGGCUGGCAAGUCCAACGCACGCUCUCCAUUCGACAGUAAUAUAGUUUCUGACUUUGAGAAAAUGGAAAACAUUCUGGAUUACAUAUUUGUUAUACUCGGCAUAAACACAUCUACAGUGAAUCACCCAGUUGUAUUGACGGAGACACCUUGUGUGCCUCAAUAUACGAGAACAAGGUUAAACGAGUUAUUAUUUGAGAAUUAUAAUAUUCCAAAAGUAGCCUACGGUAUAGAUUCAUUGUUCAGUUAUCAUUUCAACAAUAAAUGUAGCAGGAGCAGCCAUAGCGAAGACAAUGGAGGUCUUGUGAUAUCUUCGAGCAACAACACAACGCACAUCAUUCCCGUCCUUAGCAACGGACAGGGUAUCUUAUCAAAAACAAAACGUAUCUCCUAUGGAGGCACCCAAGCAUCUGAUUAUAUGCUCAAACUCAUGCAGCUAAAAUACCCUACGUUUCCCACCAAAAUGACACCUGCUCAAGCUACUGAGCUUGUACAUCAACACACCUUUGUGGCUCAGGACUAUCAAGCCACUCUCAAGAAAUUAGAAAAGAAAGAAACAAUGGGAGAAUUGGACCGUAUCAUUCAGUUUCCAUUUAUAGCACCCGUCAUUGAAGAAAAAAGUAUCGAAGAAUUGGAACGACAAGCAGCGAAACGAGAAGAAAACGCGAAACGAUUGAGAGAGGCAGCUGCAAAAUCACGAUUAGAAAAGUUAGUGGCGCGUGAGCAACAAUUGGAAGCCUUCACUAAUCUCAAACUAGCUAAAGGAACCAUGAAAAAAUCAGAUUGGAAUGCUCAGUUAAAAGAAACGGGGUUUAAAGAUGAAGCCGAUCUAGACGAUACAAUUCAGCAGUUAGAAAAGCAAAUCCAACGUGCACGGAAUAAAGAAUUGGGCAUUGAGGAAGUGGAAGAGGAAAAAGAACCACCCAUCACGACACUUAUUGAUAUACCGGAUGAUCAACUUGAUGAGAAUGGAAAGAAAGAGAAGCGCAAACAAAAACUGAUGAAAGCAAACUAUGACGCUCGACAAAGAGCAAAAAAAGCAAAAGAAGAAGCACGGCUUUUAGAAGAAGAACGUCAGCGUUUGGAAGAGGAAAAACGAUUGAAUGAUCCUGAAAAGUGGGUCAAUGAAAUCAAAGAAAAGAGACAACGUGUUAUGGAUCGUAUUAAACAACGUAAACGAUUGGCAUCUGAAUUAUCGGAUCGUCGUUCGCGCGCUUCGCAAAUUCGUAUGAAGAAUAUCGCUAAUUUGGCGAGUGAUUCGCCUUCUACAACCAUGGCAGGAAACAAACGUCGCCGUCGCGGCGGUAACAACGACGAAGACACCUUCGGUCAAGAUGAUGAGGACUGGGCCAUCUACAGGGAAAUCAGUAGAGAAGAUGAAUCGGACGAGGAGGAAGAAGAUUUGUCCGAAUUGAAUCAAUAUGAAUCGUUGUUACUACAAUAUGAUCCGGAGUUCUUACCAGAGCAUCGUUAUGAAAAUCAGUCCUCGCCUACUAAUACCUUAAUGCAUCUGUUAGCAAGAGGCGUUUAUCCUACUUACGAUCCCCAAGAUUUAGAACAAAGUUACCAAUUGCAUGUGAAUAUUGAGCGUGUCCGUGUACCUGAAGUGCUAUUCCAACCAAGCAUUAUUGGUUUGGAUCAAUCAGGAUUGAUUGAAAGUGUGCAAAACAUCGUGAGAUCAUUCGACUCGACUACAGUCAAAAAGUCAAUGAUGGCUAAUGUCUUUUUGACUGGUGGAUAUACUAAAGUGAUGGGAUUGCAAGAGCGUAUUCAUGCCUCACUUCAAUCUAUAUAUCCUGUUGAUACUAAAAUCACUGUUCGUCGAGCACAAGAUCCUAUUUUAGAUGCCUGGAAAGGAGCAGCAAUGUUCGCUCAAGAUGCAAGUAAAGAACAAUUCUUUAUAACCAAAAAAGAAUACGAAGAGUACGGCUCGGAUUAUAUAAAAGAACAUGGUUUGGGAAACAUUAUACAGAAGUAAGCAAUCUUUAUUAUUAAUAAAAAGUGAUUACCAUGGUUCAAAUGGCAGUAAUGAAGGGCUAUUGGGUUUUAAAGACGAUGUAGAUGAUGAUGAUGAAGUAUUGGUGGUAUUUUUACUACUACUACUACUACUUUUUUCUUCUUCUUCAAUGACGGCAGACAUGGCAGACGAUAACGUUUGUAAACGCUGUAAUAAAGGGGCUGGGGGAGUUAGUGCAGGAGUAAGCUCUAGAUAAUUGCUACUCGAUGAGGGUGAUUGUUGUGUUGGAGGCGGAGGGGUUGUUUUUAUCUCUGGUAUACCUGUAGCAGAUAUAUUAGUAAUAGAUGAAGAGCAAGGUUCGUUCGUGUCCAAUUCACUCAUUUUGAAAACAAGUGAGUCAUCAUCGUCCAUCAAUGAUGAG